This is a messenger RNA of Panicum virgatum (switchgrass), 1878 nucleotides long. Its product is annotated as cyclin-dependent kinase 13-like. The transcript is spliced from 5 exons. The record is from RefSeq and is a predicted model, not a curated record. The coding region runs from base 1 to 1878 and encodes 625 amino acids. Lineage: Eukaryota; Viridiplantae; Streptophyta; Magnoliopsida; Poales; Poaceae.
AUGAAGAAGCAGAAGGACGUGGUGGAGGCGGCCGCCGCCAAGAAGAGGAAGAGGAAGGAACAGCAUGAGAAGGAGUGCAAGAUUGCACGCGCGAAGGGAAAGCCGCGGCCCGCCACACCCGAGUCCACCGAGGAGGAGGAGGACUCCUCGGACGCCGAGCUCAACUUCUCGGAUGACGACGAGGCGGCGACAGGCGUGGGUUCCCCACCGAUCUAUCGAGGGGCUGGCGACGAGGAUGUACCAGUGACACUAAGUGAGGCGAGGCUCACAUCAGGGUCGUUGGUGGAUCCGCCCCUCGCAGGGGCGAGGAGGAGGUCGCCCACGCCAGCGGCGGGACGAAGGUCGCCAAUGCCGGCAGCGGGCGGGAGAUCGUCUACUCCCGUGACAGGGCAGAGGUCACCCUCGCCGGCGACUGGUAGGAGGACACCCGCGCCCGCGGUGUCGACGGGUGGCGGCGGGUCCGCGGUGCGUGCGGAGACGCACGCGCAAAGGGCUUCGAGGCGCCAGACCGACCCGAGGGUGGCGCCCUCGGGCCAGUCAUCGGGAGGCGUCAGCGUGCCGCGAGCCCGGAGGAGUGGCUCGGGCAAGCGCAGCAUGAGUGCCCAGUCAGGCUCCGGGGCAAUCGCCAGGGAUGCGGCCCAGCUUGCGCCGACCAAGGCCCUCAAGACCGGGGCGCGCGCAAUGCCGCACACGGCGCUGCAGCCUUUGCCCAUAGUGGACAUAGUAGCGGAGGCCGCAAAGCUCCAAGAGGCGAUGGCCCGAGGGGCUCGGAAGGCCCAACAGGCCCGAGCGCCGGAGAGUGGGGGCGACGCCGGCCAGAGCGGCGUUGCAACAGCCGCUCAAAUUGACGCCGAAGGGGAGGUCGGCCGUGGCGGCGCAAAUGACGCCACCCGGCCAGACGUCGAAAUCGAGGCCGGUAGGGGUGACACAGAUAGCGCCACCCAGCCGGUUGCAGGAGAAGGAGCUGGUGGGGGCGCGCAGGAGCGCCCUGCCAGCCAAAGAGAUGCGGAGACCCCCGCUCCCGAGCCCCCGAGGGCUGGGGUCAUGGGUGUCACGGAGGAGUCGGCGCCAAGGGCACCGGCAGUGGAGGAAACCUGCGUCCCGGAGCCUGCAAGGGCCGGGGACGAGGGUGUCCUACCGGAGAGCAGCGAUGAGUUCGGGGACUCGAGGGACAUCGACCCUGCUGCUGCCGCCAGCGCCGCCGACCGGAUUGCCGAGUCCGUGUCGGCCUCCGAGGAGAUACUUGGCGCGGGGACGUUUGAGGGGCCCCGUCAUGGGGCGAUUAUCCAGUCCGGGGUCCCCUUGGAAUUUCUUCGCAAUGAGCAGGAGGAGGAAGCCGUCUGGAAGGCGCAGUUCGAGGUCGGCUCUCAGAUUCAGGACCACCUCGACCGCGCCUUGGAGCUCCAUAGAACGACGGAUUUCCAGAUCAGCAACCGGCUGAGGGACAUCUCCCACAAAAAGAGCGCUGAGCUGACCCGGCUGUACUCCCAAAUGCGCUGGCUUGGGCAGUACAACGCCGAUUUGGUGCUCCGGAAUAUCGAUGCCAACACCCAGUUGACCAGUCUGGGAGCGCACCAGCGUGUGCUAGAGGAGGAGCUGGCGCGGACCGCCAGUGAGCGCGACGUCCAGAAGGCCGCGGUGGAGCAAAAGGCUCAGGAGGUCGAGGCGCAGACUGCCGAGCUGCAGCGUAGAGUGUUGUCAGGGUACGUGGUCCCAAACGAUGCCAGCCCAGACUCUACGUCGGCUAUCAUGAACGACGCCGACGCCACCGUCGAGGGGUUCGCCACCAUCCUGGCCAGGAAGCUUGAAGCUGACGUCUCCCUCAUAGCCGAAUUCAAUGCUGUUGAAGACCCGCAAGAGGGGGAUGAUAACAUGUAG